Messenger RNA from Spinacia oleracea (spinach), 5090 nucleotides. Its product is annotated as zinc finger CCCH domain-containing protein 19. The coding region runs from base 249 to 4805 and encodes 1518 amino acids. The record is from RefSeq and is a predicted model, not a curated record. Gene Ontology annotation, molecular function: DNA binding; protein binding; metal ion binding. NCBI's taxonomy places the organism in Eukaryota, Viridiplantae, Streptophyta, Magnoliopsida, Caryophyllales, Amaranthaceae. The transcript is spliced from 11 exons.
UAGUUAAAAAAUUUCUCUCUCCUGAAACUCCAAAAUCUGGCAAUUCGCGUAGUCGCACCUCCUCUGCAUCUCCUUCCCCCUCCUCCCGCAACCUUCUCCUCUUGAAACCCUAACACAAAAGCAGCAUCUUGCAGUGGUAGUUGUAGUUACAGUUGUAGGUGUAUCUCUAGUCGGCAGGCAGCUCCUCUGCCAACCACCUCCCCUUCUCUGCUGCUGCUAAUCUCGCUGUGGAUGAUGCCAAUUUGAACAUGGAAGAGUUGGAGAUGAAUACCGAGAAAAAUACUGAAAGAGGAGGAAACAAGGAAGAGACGGUUGAGGAACCGAAACAGGAGGAUGUUGAAGUGGAAAAUGCCGGAGGAGAAAGAGAGGAUAUUGCAGCUGUUGAUGAUGAUGUUGUAAAAAUGGAGGAGUUGGAGUUGAUAACCGAGGAAGUGAUUGAGGAGAAGGGGGAAAACAGGCAUGCCGGUGAGGAGGUUAUGGUGAAAGAGGAAGAAGAUAAGGAGGAGUUGGAGAAGGUGCAAGAAGUAGUGGGAGAAGAAGGACAAGGAGUUGGGGAAGCUGAGGAGGAGGAGGAGGAGGAAAUGUUGGGAGAAGAGGGAUGUGAGGAAGAAGUGUUGGGUGAAGAGGGAUGUGAGGAAAAAGUGUUGGCAGAAGAGGUAGGUGAGGAAAAAGUGUUGGCAGAAGACGAAAAAGCUGUCAAGGAGGAAGGAGGCAAGGAAGCUGAAAAGGGGGAAGAGUUGGUGGGAGGAGAGGAGGAAGCUGGAGGAGAAAGAGAGGAAAUUGCAGCUGUUGAUGACAAUGUUGUAGAAAUGGAAGAGAUGGAGUUGAAAACCGAGGAAGUGACUGAGGAGAAGGCGGAGAACAGAAAUAACGGCGAGGAGGGAAGUGAUGAGGUUAUGUUGAAGGAGGAAGAAGAAAAAGGGGAGUUGGAGAAGGUGGAAGAUGUGGUGGGAGAAGGAGGACGGGGAUGUGGGGAAGCUGAGAAGGAUGAAGUAGUGGUGGGAGAAGAGGAAGGUGAGGAAAAAGUGUUGGGAGAAGGAGGCGAGGAAGAGGUGGUGGGAGAAGAAGGAGGUGAGGAAAUGGAGGAUUCAGCAUCGCCGGUUGUGGGAAAAGAUGAUAAACAGGUGAGAGAGGAUGAGACGCCCAUUGCUGACACAGAAAUGGAGAUGGAGACUGAGGUGGGGAAGUCUGGCAGUGGCAGUGGUAGUGGUGGGAAGCGGAGACGUGGACGGAGUUCUAAGGCAACUACCCCAGUGAAGACACCCGCAAGGAAGACUGUAGGUGAAGAUGUUUGCUUUGUAUGUCUUGAUGGAGGGGACCUCGUGCUCUGUGACCGGAGGGGCUGCCCGAAGGCAUAUCAUCCUUCAUGUGUGGAUCAUGAUGACGAGUUUUUCCAAACAAAGGGUCGGUGGAAUUGCGGUUGGCAUCUCUGUAACCAGUGUGGGAAGAACGCAUACUUUUUGUGUUAUACCUGUACAUUUUCACUAUGCAAAGGAUGCAGUAAAGAUGCUGCUGUAUUUUGUGUUAGAGGAAGCAAAGGCUUUUGUGACUCCUGCAUGAAAACUGUAAUGGUGAUUGAAAGUAGUGAACAAAACGAGAUGGGCCGUGCUGCUUUCGAUGACAAAAGUAGUUGGAAUUUUCUAUUUAAAGAUUACUGGAUCGAACAAAAAGGGAAGCUGUGUAUUACUUCUGAUGAGCUAGCGCAGGCGAAAAAUCCAUGGAGAGAUUCUGAUGCAACUGGUAGACGACAAGCACCAGUUGAAUUACAUGAGGGUAAUAAUGAUGCAGGUACUGAUUCUGACAGCUCUCAUCCAAACUUAGAAGUGACUGAUUCAAGAAGGACAAGGGCCAAGAGGAAGUCGAAACCUGUAGAUUCUGGUACAGACAGUUCGACAGAGAAGGAAGCAGGCACAGUGAAAAGGAAGUCUAAAAGGAGGCCAAAAGCUCAGUCCAAGGAGGAACUUUCAGAUUCAGAAGAUUCUUCUGGGAACCAAGAUUCAGGUAACAAGAGGGGGAAAAGAGCCAGAAGGCUGUCCAAGUCCCGUUCAAGGGCUGGCAAUGGUAGAAUUUCUGUGGAAGGCAAUACUGAGUGGGCAUCAAAGGAGCUAUUGGAGUUUGUGAUGCACAUGAAAGAUGGUGAUAAUUCUGUUCUUACUCAGUUUGAUGUGCAGGGACUCUUGCUAGAAUAUAUAAAAAGAAACAAACUUCGUGAUCCACGUCGACAAAGCCAGAUACUUUGUGAUUCAAUGCUUCAAAAACUGUUUGGAAAACCACGAGUUGGUCACUUUGAAAUGUUGAAGCUGCUCGAAUCACACUUUCUUUUGAAGGAGGAUUCUCAUGUAGAUGACAAUCAAGGAAGUGUGGUUGAUACUGAAAUCAGUCAAUUGGACGCUGAUGAUGCUGAUUAUUUAUUGGAAUCAGGCAAAAGUAAGGGGAAAAAGUCACGUAAAAGGGGUGAAGAGAGGGGGCAGUCUAACCUCGAUGAUUAUGCUGCCAUAGAUAUGCAUAACAUAAACUUAAUUUGCUUGCGCCGGUGCUUAAUGGAGGCUCUCAUGGACGACUCUGAAAUGUUCCACGACAAGGUUGUCGGCUCUUUUGUCAGAAUAAGAAUUUCUGGUAGCAGCCAAAAGCAGGACAUAUACAGGCUCGUGCAAAUAAUUGGUACAAGCAAGGCACCUGAACCAUACAAAGUCGGUAAAAGGACAACUGAUGAUAUGCUUGAGAUCUUAAAUUUGGACAAGACAGAGAUCGUAUCAAUAGAUUCUAUAUCCAAUCAGGAAUUCACAGAGGAUGAAUGCAAGCGGUUGCGCCAGAGUAUAAAAUGUGGACUUAUCAGCCGGAUGACUGUGGGCGAUAUUAUGGAAAAAGCGAGGGAACUCCAGGAAGUCAGAGUUAUUGAUUGGUUGGAAGCAGAGAUAGUGAGGCUUAGCCAUCUUCGUGACCGAGCUAGUGAAAAAGGGCGUAAGAAGGAGCUCAGAGAAUGUGUGGAGAAAUUGCAGCUGCUGAAGACACCAGAGGAACGCCAACGAAGGUUGAAUGAAAUUCCGGAAGUUCAUGCAGAUCCAAAAAUGGAUCCUAGCUGUGUUUCUGAUGAUGAAACGGAAAAGCAAGAUAAGAGACAAGCAGGUAAUAUGAGACCAAGAGAAAGUGGAUCUUUUAGAAGAGGCAGAGACGCCUUUUCACCACGGAAAGGAGGUUCUGUUUCAAAUGAUUCUUGGAGUGCAAGUGCAAGACCUCCAAACAAAAGUUGGGAACCAGGCAGAAAUACGUCUAACAAGGGUUUCUCGGGCAGAAGGGAUGACACUGCUCUUUCCCCACAAAAAAGUGAGCAUACUUGGAGUAGUGGGAUAGACAAGGGUACACCUAGGUCAAAUAGUUGGGAGAAACCAAGGAGUAAUCCUGAUACUUUGAUGAGCACUCGAGCUGAACAUUCUGGGACGCGGUCAGACUUUUCUGUGGCAGCUGCAUCAGAACCUACACAGCCUUUAUCUUCUGCAGUAGGACAAACUGAUGGGAAAAUUAACGACACAGAUAAAAUCUGGCAUUAUAGAGAUCCAAGUGGUAAGGUCCAGGGACCAUUUUCUAUAGCACAGCUUCGUAAAUGGAAUAACACAGGAUAUUUUCCUGUUGCAUUGAGAGUUUGGAGAGCCUCGCAAACCGAAGAUGAUGCUAUUGUUCUAACUGAAGCAUUAGCUGGAAGGUUUCAGAAGGUAGGAUCACAUUUAGAUGUUGGUUCAAAUAUUAGGAAUUCAUCGCCCUUAAUGGGUACUCCUAAACCCUCUGGUGCCAGAUAUGAUUCCUCUAACCUCCCUUCUCCAACUCCUGGACGAAGCCCAGCUGCCUGGAGUGGGAAGCAAACGUCCACUAAUCAACUUCGAGGGAACGAACGAUUACCUUCUCCUACCCCUAUAUCACCUGCAUCUGAUCCAAGCGGUGCAGACAGAUCAAAAGUUUCUGAGCAAUCUAAAGGGGAGUUACCUGGGAACAAACAAGAAAAUGUGACAGCAUCUAUUGGAACUUUUCAACAUGCUCCUGGUCAGUAUGUCUCCCAUUCAGCUACAGUAAAUGCCCAACAAAUCUCAUCACAGUCGGUAUUACAUGUAGCAAACCAGCCAUUUGUUCCUCCUGAUACUGCAGUGAGUGUGGGAUCUAAUGCUUUAGGUACUGGUCAGGGCUUCCCCAAUAUGAUUCAGCCAGGCACUGUACAAAACCCUCCUGUCUAUACUCAGAAUUGGGGAGCUGGUUAUGUAGCAAGACCAGAAAUGGUGAAUACAAAUCUGACUACAUCCAACAAUCAAAAUGCUUUGCCCGCACAAGUUGCUUAUAGUCAGUGGAGUGGUGUUUCUGUGAAUAACCAAGCUUCACCUUAUGCUUCUGGAUAUCCUUCGGGACAAGGAAAUAUUGCUGCCAACUUUCCUGUUAUGCCUGCAAACAAUGCAUGGAGGCCUGCUCAGACCCACAUGCCAUGGGGUGGGCAUCAGCAACAGCCAGUGAAUCAAAAUGUAGGGUGGGCUGGGCAACCAGCAGCAGUUGCUAUGGGCCAAAUGACCAGCCCUGCACCAUCUGGUCCUGCAACUGUUGGUUGGACUGGCACAGGGCCUAGCCCAGCAGCCGGAAGCACUAACAUGGUUUGGGUAGGUGCACCUGGGAACACAGGUACGUGGGGAGGUGACCAGAACCGUAAUAGUGGAGGUGCUCAAUGGAACAGACAGUCAUCUGGUAGCGGGGGACAAAGGGGGGUCUGCAUAUUUCAUGAAAAUGGCCAUUGCCGGAAGGGUUCGUCGUGCGAUUUUAUGCACAAUUGAGUUUUCACAACAGUAGUAGAUAGUAUCUUCUCAUGUACAGUCAUUUUUCAUCCUAGGAGGGGUAGCAGUUCACUAAUUUAUAGUAUGUAUGUCACAUGCUUAAAUAAAUUGUUAUCAGCAGCACCCCUAAUUUUCCUCCCUUUUUUGCCCCUCCUUUUGUGUACUCUUUAGAGUUUCUUGACCAGUGUAAUAGCGGAUUUUGUAGAGACUGGAGGGCUUACAGUUAGAAGUAGCAAAGUUAUUGGUUAUUAGAUUUUAUUCAAAGUUGGUUGAAAUAUUCACAAA